GGCCGACAUUUGUCUCGAUCGUGGCCGUGGGAGCAGACGAAACAACGUUUCCCAGACAUAGCCAUGGCCCUCUCCCAGGACAUGACCUUGACCCCUGACCCCCAACCCCUGGCUCUGUCCCAGGAUGUGACCUUGACCCCUGACCCCCGACCCCUGGGCCUGUCUCAGGACGUGACCUUGGCGGUUCUCCCCAGACUGUACAUGGAGGAAGUGGUGUCUGAACUGGGCAGGAGAAACAUCAGCACCGGGGACGUCAACAACAAGGAGCUGCUGGUGGCUGUGCUGAGGGUUGUCAUGGAGAAGGAAUACAGCGGGACGGGAGGGUCGUCAGGGCAACCCAAUGUCACAGACACACACACUUACGUAACGAGUAACGGUGCAACUGAAAUCUGCUUCAGUUUCGAGCCAGAAGACUCACACACUGACUCUGAAGAUGGCAUCAACAGUAGUAGAUUACAGGAGAACAAAGAUGCUGAAACCGAAGCUUCUUCUACUGUGGUCAUAUCUUACACAGAGGAAGAUAGGCCACAUGAGGUAUCUAACACCGAGGUAGUCUUAGCCACGGAUGCAACUCCAGCUUUCAGUCCAUCCACCAAUAUUAAUGAGACAAAUGACAGAGGAACGAUGGAAGAUGAAGUUAUUGAAGGAGUGAGAGAAGGAAGAGAAGAAUCAGUAGAAGAACAGGCCAGAUUAACCUCAGAAGUAGUAGAGAAUGACUCUAUGGACCAGACUGAUACAGUGUCAUAUGCAGAAGUUGACUUAACCUGCACUUCUGUUGCAGAAAUGGUAGUUUGGUUGCCAGGGCAACAAGGGAACAAUGGAGCGCAAACUGUACAGUUUGCUGAGGAGGAGUCAAGUGGUGAGAAGAAAUCCUACAAGUGUUCUCUCUGCGACUACACAACCCGUUACGCUUCAAACCUAACGAGGCACAACCAAGUGCACUCUGGGGACAGGCCCUUCAAAUGUGCCCACUGUGACUACGCAGGGGGGUCCAAAAAAGCCCUGAAGCAGCACAUGUCCCGCCACACUGGUGAGAAACCACUGGGGUGUAAAGAGUGUGGGUUCAGGACGGCCUACAGGACAGCGUUAGACUAUCACCUGAAGACUCACACUGGGCACAAACCCUUCAUGUGCGACAAGUGCGGGCACCGCUCUGCCAACAAAGCCAGCUGGCGAACACACAUGAAAACUCACACCAAGGUGCCUCUCAGGUGUGAAAGUUGCGGGUACACCGCAUCCAAACCCUCAUACCUUGCUGCACACUUGAGGACUCACGACGAAGAGAAACUGCUGAAGUGUCCAGACUGUGACCACGAGGCCGUGGGAAGAAGGGAACUCCAACUCCACAUGAGGACCCAUUCUGGGGAGAAGCUGUUUGCCUGUGAGAGGUGCCCGUACAAGUCUCGCUACAAGUCUGGCCUGACAAACCAUCUCAAGACACACACGGGGGAGAAACCGCACAAAUGUGAGCAGUGUGGUUACAGGGCGGCACAGAAGGCAACCUUAUACAGACACAUGAGAACCCACACAGGAGAGAAACCCUAUCCAUGUACAGUAUGUGGUCGCAGCUGUGCUACUCAAUAUCUUCUUCAAACCCACAUGAAGUCCCAUCAACCCAAAGGCCCGCUGGUGUGUAAAGACUGUAACUACAGGACCAUGCACAAGGCAGACAUGAACCGGCACAUCAGAACCCACACAGGGGAGAAACCCUACAGCUGUGAGGAGUGUGAUUACAGGGCGACUAACAAGUCAGCUCUGGUGUUCCACACCAGGAUACACAAAGGGGAGAAACCCUUCAGAUGUCAGCUUUGUGACUACGCAGCAGUGAGGAAAGACUUGUUAACUGCACAUUUACGGAGACAUGCAAAGACUUUAACUUACCACCAGUGCUCUGCCAUACAUGUAGAGUGCGUGCAUGGUAAGUGAUUCUGUUCUUGGGCCAGAAGAUUAUUGUGUUCGAAUCCUGGCUGUUGCUUAGACUCAGUUGCAGUCUUCGAAUCUGGGUUCGCGAUCUUCAACGUUAGCUGGGUUCUCUUGUGCCGGGAAGGGGAGUUUGCCGAGGAAGGGAGUAUGCUGUGAAAGGGGUUUCGGGACGGGGCAAAAUCGCUAUCACGG
Molecule: messenger RNA, 2115 nt
Organism: Branchiostoma floridae (Florida lancelet)
Lineage: Eukaryota; Metazoa; Chordata; Leptocardii; Amphioxiformes; Branchiostomatidae
Product: gastrula zinc finger protein XlCGF57.1-like
Exons: 3
Coding region: 64-1926 (620 amino acids)
Biological process (GO): regulation of transcription by RNA polymerase II
Cellular component (GO): nucleus
Molecular function (GO): DNA-binding transcription activator activity, RNA polymerase II-specific; RNA polymerase II cis-regulatory region sequence-specific DNA binding
Source: RefSeq, a predicted model, not a curated record